ACGACCGAGACGGCUUUUUGAUUUCCAAUGAGAGCACAAUCCUUCCUAACCAAGUCUCUCUCUCUCUCUCUCUCUCUCUCCAUAAUAUAGUACACCGCUGAUGAUGCGGUGAGGGUAUCCCAGCAGGCAGCAGUCCAGAAUCUUCUCCAUUUGGUGUACACUCCCAUUUUCGCGUAUGGCAACCUCACAAGAACCCAUCUCCGACCCCCAAUUCGUCGACGAUUUCUACUUCUCCGCCCUCUCCAACUCCGCCGAAGACCACCAACUCUUCCCCAUCUCCGACUCCACAUACGCCGAAGAGCUCCAAUUCCAAGAAUCCCUCAUGUCCUCCCUCAUCACCCCCCAACCCGCCGCCACCAUUCCGCCCCAAUCAAACGACGACGAACCCACCACCACCACCACCACCACCGAGCCCGGCCAGUCCUCCACCUCCUACUGCGAAAUCUGCGCCGACAAGAAAGACCCCGGCGACAUGCUCCUCAUCAAAUCCUGCUCCCACUCCUUCUGCUCCGACUGCGUGUCCAAGCACGUCACCGCCAGGAUCCAGUCCAACACCACCCUGGUCCCCUGCCCCGGCCUCGACUGCGGCAGCGCGCUUGAGUUCGUCGACGUCGGGGCCGUCGUCCCGCCGCACGUGGCGGCGAGGUGGGACGAGAUGCUGUGCGAGGCGCUUAUACCGGCGUCGGAGAAGUUUUACUGCCCGUUCAAGGACUGCUCGGCGAUGAUGGUGAUGGAGGAAGGGGUUUUGAUCAGGGAGAGCGAGUGCCCGGUGUGUCAUAGGUUGUUCUGCGCGAGGUGUUACGUGGGGUGGCAUGCGGGGAUUGAGUGCGAGGAGUUUGUGAAGUUGAACGAAGAUGAGAGAGGCAGGGAGGAUUUGCUGGUGAGGGAGAUGGCCAAGAGCCAGAGCUGGAUGAGGUGCCCUCAUUGCAAGUUUUAUGUUGAGAAAACUGAAGGGUGUUUGCAUAUAAAUUGCAGGUGUGGAUUCCAAUUCUGCUAUGCCUGCGGAGCGACUUGGAGCCAAUAUCAUGGCGGUUGUCAGCCGUGAUCAUCAGUGUAGGAUGUUGGAUUGGAGGUGUUGAAAAUUUUGGACAUAGACUUCUCAACGGAAGAAAGUAUGAAAGCUUGCUGUCUUUUUUCCCAAAGGUAACGUCUUGACAGCAAAACUGCUAAUAACUGCUUUUUAAAUCAGUGUUUCUCCGCAAUCCUUGUCUUUCCAUGAAAGCUCAAACUCGGGGAUUCCUUGUCUAUUUUUGAAGAUUCAAGUAUAGGUCAAGAGUUCUUAAGUUAUGUUGAGAAAUUCUUCGCUUAAUACAGUACAUUGUGAAUUUUGGUGUAUGAUAUGUUACAUGGGCUUAGUUUUGUGAUUAAACAACAUGCGUGUGCAUCAA
Messenger RNA from Rhododendron vialii, 1388 nucleotides. RefSeq names its product E3 ubiquitin-protein ligase RSL1-like. The transcript is spliced from 3 exons. Gene Ontology annotation, biological process: positive regulation of proteasomal ubiquitin-dependent protein catabolic process; ubiquitin-dependent protein catabolic process; protein polyubiquitination. Gene Ontology annotation, molecular function: zinc ion binding; ubiquitin protein ligase activity; ubiquitin conjugating enzyme binding. The record is from RefSeq and is a predicted model, not a curated record. The coding region runs from base 176 to 1045 and encodes 289 amino acids. Gene Ontology annotation, cellular component: cytoplasm; ubiquitin ligase complex. Lineage: Eukaryota; Viridiplantae; Streptophyta; Magnoliopsida; Ericales; Ericaceae.